This is a messenger RNA of Corticium candelabrum, 2383 nucleotides long. Its product is annotated as acetoacetyl-CoA synthetase-like. Gene Ontology annotation, biological process: lipid metabolic process. NCBI's taxonomy places the organism in Eukaryota, Metazoa, Porifera, Homoscleromorpha, Homosclerophorida, Plakinidae. The record is from RefSeq and is a predicted model, not a curated record. Gene Ontology annotation, molecular function: acetoacetate-CoA ligase activity. The coding region runs from base 21 to 2012 and encodes 663 amino acids. The transcript has 19 exons.
GCAGCGCCUCGCAUCUCGAGAUGUCCACUAGUAGCACGAGCUCAGCACGUCCAAUGUGGAGGCCGUCCAACGAUGAGGUGAUUAUGGAUCGAUUUAGGCAGCGUGUCAAUAGCAAGUACGAUGUCAACCUUGCAAACUACGACGAUUUAUGGCAGUGGUCUGUUGAGAACUACCCUGAUUUUUGGGAGACGUUCUUUCAUUUUUCGGACAUUUUAUGCUCUCAAUCGUACGAAGAGGUGGUUGACAGGUCAAAGGGCAUCGACGAUAUUCCGGAAUGGUUCCGUGGAUGCAAACUGAAUUAUGCAGAGAAUUUGUUGCAAUGGAAUGAUGACAACGUUGCCUACGUGACUGCAGGAGAAGGACAGAAUGUCAAAGAGGUUACUUUUAGUCAGCUUCGUGCAAAUGUGCAGCGUCUAGCUGCAUCGCUGAAGGCUUCAGGAGUGACGGUGGGAGACAGAGUUGUUGGUUAUGUUCCUAACUCAUCACUUGCGUUGGAGGCAAUGCUUGCUACAGUCAGUCUUGGUGCAGUGUGGAGUUCAACGUCUCCAGAAUUUGGAGUGACUGGAGUUUUGGAUCGUUUCUCACAAAUCCAGCCAAAGGUGCUGUUUUCAGUCAAUGCAGUUCAGUAUAAUGAUAAAAUUUUUCCACAUCUUUCCAAAUUAAGGGAUGUCGUGAAAGGUUUGCCGUCUAUUGAAAAGGUGGUCAUUCAGGAAUAUAUUGGGGAUGUGAAUACAGAAGAAUUAACUAGCAUUCCAAACAGUGUGCUGUUAUCUCAGUUUGAAAGUGUUGCUGGACAAGACGUUGUUGAAGAAUUGGUAUUUGCACAAGUUCCUUUCAAUCAUCCUCUCUUCAUCAUGUACUCAUCUGGAACAACAGGUGCUCCAAAGUCGAUGGUCCACUCAGUUGGGGGGACACUAAUUCAACACCUGAAAGAACACAAAUUGCAUGGAAAUUUAGAUCGUCAGGAUCGGAUGUUAUACUACACAACAACAGGCUGGAUGAUGUGGAACUGGCUCGUAUCUGUAUUGGGAGUUGGUGCCAGUAUUGUUCUUUACGAUGGAUCUCCGAUGUUGCCAACAGCUAACAUUCUGUGGGAUCUUGUAGACAGACUUGGUAUUACUGUGCUGGGAACAGGAGCCAAGUGGCUUUCUGUGUUGGAAGACAAACAAAUUAAACCUCGUGAAACACAUAAGUUGACGACACUUCAUACUAUUCUGUCUACUGGAUCUCCACUCAAGCCUCAAAGUUUUGACUAUGUAUACAACGACAUUAAACCAGAUGUUCUGCUCGGCUCAAUCACUGGUGGGACAGAUAUCAUUUCAUGUUUUGCUGGACAAAAUCCUACUGUACCAGUUUACAAUGGAGAAAUUCAGUCACGCAAUCUGGGAAUGGCUAUGGAGAGUUGGAAUGAGGAAGGUUGUCUUGUAUAUGGGGAGAGUGGAGAAUUGGUUUGCACAAAGCCAUUUCCAUCUAUGCCGACUCACUUCUGGAAUGAUGAGGAUGGCAUCAAGUAUAAGAAAGCUUACUUUUCAAAAUAUGAAGGCAUCUGGGCUCAUGGUGACUUUUGUGUCAUUAAUUCACAAACAAGAGGAAUAGUGAUGCUUGGCAGAAGUGAUGGCACGUUAAAUCCUAAUGGAGUUAGGUUUGGAAGUGCAGAGAUUUACAACAUUGUGGAAACUUUUCCUGAAGUUCAAGACUCUCUGUGUGUUGCUCAGCUAAUAGAACUAGAGGAGAGAGUUGUUUUGUUUUUGAAAAUGGUUGAAGGACACUCGUUCUCACAAGACUUGGUUAGUCGUGUUAAGGCAGCUAUUCGUACCCAACUGUCAGUUAGGCAUGUCCCUGGUGUUGUUCUGGAGACGACGUCCAUUCCUUACACAGUAAGUGGCAAGAAAGUAGAGGUUGCUGUCAAGCACAUUAUUUCUGGUCAAGAUGUAAGCAAUCGUGGAGCUCUAAUUAAUCCAGAGUCAUUGGACUUGUAUUACAAUAUUCCUGAAUUGACUGUCAGACAGUGAUUGCAUGUGAGAUUGGAUCUGGUCAUCAAUUUGAAGAAAGAGAGAGGAGAGUUGAGUGCUUUAAGUGUCUAUACUUUUAUUACGAAGUCGAGAACUUGCCUCGUCAGUUUGUCGAUUGUGAGUCAGGCAAACUUAUAUUGACAUACACACAAUGUUUCAGUUUCUAACCAAGAAGUGAGUGUUGACAGGUUGAUUAUCAUGAGCUUAUGAAACAGUAUUUUGCUGCUAAAUUAAUUGUAGAGUUUAUGGUAGAUCAAGCUUAUUGCUCUGUCUUUGCAUACUAGGAAACAAAGACAUUGGUUUGUCUGUUACAUGAUUGUGUACUUUGUUCAUGGUUUUUGUUAAGACUUCACUGUGAAAUGCAUCCCUGA